Molecule: messenger RNA, 1219 nt
Organism: Rosa chinensis
Lineage: Eukaryota; Viridiplantae; Streptophyta; Magnoliopsida; Rosales; Rosaceae
Product: nucleolin-like
Exons: 3
Coding region: 62-1219 (385 amino acids)
Source: RefSeq, a predicted model, not a curated record
GCGAUUCAACGUUCUCCGGCGUCGAUUCAACGUUCUCCGGCUUCGGUAUUAUAGAAACAGAAUGCCAAGAACCAAACGACCACAAUUCAGCUGCAUCUUUGAAGAAAAUAUGGACGAAACACAAAGAUCAGAAGAACAAACACUUCGGCAAAGGAUGGAAGUGAUAAAGUCUAGGAAGUCAUCACGAAGAAAAGAAGAAACUUCUAGUAAUGACGAAGAAGUAGAAGAAGAAGGAGAAGAAACAGAGGAGGAAGAAGAAGUACAAGAAGAAGGAGAAGAAACAGAGGAACAAAAAGAAGAAGAAGAAGAAGAGAAGGAGGAAGAGGAGGAGGAGGAUGAUGACCGAGAAACAACACAAAGGUUUUAUGUGCAGACAAGGAGUCUAAGGAGCAAAAAGAAACAAGAGUAUGAUGAAGACGAGGCCGAACAGCCAACGAAAAAGAAGAUCAAACGGGAAAAGUCAAACACGAAAGAGGAAAAGACAAAGAAAGGGGAAAGGAGGAACACAAAGACAACAGAAAAGGCAAAGAUCCAGUGGAAGCAACAGAAAUGCACUCUAAGUGCUUUCUGGAGAUUGAUUGACACAUAUAGAGAGAAAAUACCUAAAGGGGCUUGGGAUAUUUUGAGUACUACUGUAUUUUGGGGGAUGAUCAGACCAUUCUAUGAGAAGAAGCUUACAGAAACUCAGCUCCACAAACAUGAGGCCGACUUGGAGAUUAUACUGAAGUACUUUGAUGUUAAAAAAGCCAAGUUUGUGUUUGGGGAGACAAAAAUGGAAAUAACAUUGCAGGACAUAAAUGAAUUGUUUGACCUGCCAACAACUGGUAUUGAAUGGGACCUGAGCAAGAAGGUGCUCAAGGAGGAAUGGAAGGCAUCUUCGAUAUUUGACGUCAACAUGAGGAAAGAAAUAGUAAUAAAACCUGAUCUGGAAAACAAACUCAGCAAGGAGCUCGGCAAGAAGAAGAACGCUGAUCCUAAGAUAAUUGCGGCACUGCUUAUCAUGUACCUCUUCAAUGCAUUCUUCUUCAGCAGGACAUCAACAACCUUGACAUGGGACCUCAUCAACGCUUGUGAAGACAUAGAUAACAUAAACAGUUUCAAUUGGGCCAAGAUGGUACUAGAUUUUCUGCUGGAUGGCCUUCAGAGUACUGGUUCUUGGAGAAGACCAAGAUCAGAAACUGGAUUCCAGGAAUGGAGGAUGAGAAACCGAGAUUUGUGA